AUGGCUAGUAAUCGCAUGCGCCGUGUGGCCAAAGAACUGGCCGACAUUGUUAAAGACAAGAGUUCUCAAAUCCAGGUUGAGCCGAUUGGCGAUCAUGAGGAUAUCACGCGUCUCCGUGGUUCUUUCCCAGGGCCGCCCGACACGCCGUAUCAAGGCGGCACCUAUAGUGUCGACAUUAAAAUCCCCACCGAUUACCCUUUCCGUCCUCCGCUUAUGAAGUUUGAAACCAAAGUGUGGCAUCCAAACAUCAGCAGCCAAACAGGUGCAAUCUGUCUUGAUACUCUUGGGACUGCUUGGUCGCCCGUUUUGACGGUCAAAUCGUCAUUGCUUUCAUUGCAAUCACUGCUCAGUACUCCGGAGCCGAAAGACCCCCAGGAUGCGGAAGUUGCCACAAUGAUGCUACAGGCUCCUCAAGAAUUUGAGCGUGUUGCACGGCAAUGGGCUGUGACGUAUGCUGGUGCGCCUUCCACUGGCACCGGUUCAGGAAAUACCGGCGGGGCAAACAAUGCUCAGUUAUCAGCUCCCAAAGACGAUAUUGCUCGAUACGGUGGAUACAACAGGGACCUGGUUUCCCGUUUCACCGACAUGGGUUUUGAUCUGGAACAAGUGGUGUCUGCUUUGCGCUUUGUCGGUAUCAACACCAAUGGAGGCCAACCCCGGGAACUGGAGGAUGCUCAAUUGGGAGAUAUCACUGCUCGUCUGCUGGGCGACUAA
Molecule: messenger RNA, 714 nt
Organism: Penicillium atrosanguineum
Lineage: Eukaryota; Fungi; Ascomycota; Eurotiomycetes; Eurotiales; Aspergillaceae
Product: E2 ubiquitin-conjugating protein UBC1
Exons: 3
Coding region: 1-714 (237 amino acids)
Molecular function (GO): protein binding
Source: RefSeq, a predicted model, not a curated record